AAUUGAGAUGAAUCUCCGUGAUUUAUUACUGGUUUUUAUUAUGGUUUAUUUUGUUUGUACUUUUACCAAAUCUAGCAAUGAAAUUAGUAUGAUUACGGAUUUGAUCAUAUCUUCUGAUAAAUUAACUUCAGUGGUAGCUCAUGCCUGUUGGAAACCAUCUAAACAAAUUCAAUUAGCGUCUCGAUUGGGCAACAAGACCAGACCAAUGACAGUACGCUUCGUGAAUAAGAACUGGGCAGGUAUAGUGGAACCUAACCACAGGGAACGCCUGCUGAUAGUAGCUGAUCUGAACUGCCCUACUACAAAAGUUUUCUUCAAGUUGGCAAAUGCUACAAAAAAGUUCAGCUUUCCAUACCGCUGGAUUGUGAUUGGAAAAGCUGUAAAUGAGAGCAUGGCUGUCACUUCUGAUUUUCACGACAUACCUCUGCUACCGGACUCUGAUGUUAUUAUUGCACAAAGGAAUGACAACAACUCUUAUAUACUAACUACGAUUUACAAGAUACAAAUUAAAGGUAAAUGGAUAGUUGAACAGUUUGGUAUAUGGACAUCUGAUAAUGGGCUUAAGAAAUUUGAAACUGUUAAAGACCCUAUAUCAACAAGAAGAAAGAACUUUCAAAGGGCACCUAUUAAGAUGGCUAUGGUGAUUCUGGAUAAUAGAACAAUAUCUAACCCUUACGAUCUAAGUGAUAUCCUAACUGAUACAGUAUCCAAGAGUAGCUUUCGUCAAACAGACCCUAUAUUUGGAUACCUGAAUGCUUCUAGAACAUUGAUCUACAGCCCUACUUGGGGCUACUACAGAAACGGGAGCUAUGGUGGAAUGAUUGCCGAUAUGACCAUUGGCGAUGCUGAACUAGCAGGAACGGUGCUAAUAGCUACUCAAGACCGCAUGGAAGUGGUAGAAUACCUAUCCUGUCCUACCCCUAUAUCGAUAAAGUUUGUAUUCCGCCAGCCUCCCUUGUCCUACCAGAACAAUCUGUUCCUAUUGCCUUUCAAAAGUACUGUGUGGUACUGCAUUGGUGCUUUUGUCUUGGUAUUGGCUUUUAUCCUUUACAUCAACGCUUUGUGGGAGAACAAGAAGUUGGAAUCAAGUGAACAGAAUUUCGAAGACCCAACAGUUUUGAGACCCAAUGUUGGUGAUAUAGCAAUAUUAGUGAUCAGCGCUAUAUCUCAGCAAGGAAGCUCUACAGAACUAAAAGGAACUCUUGGCCGCAUUGUUAUGUUCAUUUUGUUCCUUGCUUUUCUGCUGCUUUACUCUUCUUACUCUGCCAGUAUAGUAGCGCUGCUGCAGUCCAGCUCCAACCAAAUAAGGACGCUCUCCGAUUUGCUGAACUCUAAGCUAGAGCUGGGUGUUGAAGACACGCCGUAUAACCGGUAUUUUUUUCCAAUUGCUACUGAACCAGUAAGGAAAGCGAUAUACCAAACUAAGAUAGCUCCCAAGGGUACAAAACCAAAAUUUAUGAGCCUUGAGGAUGGAGUCAAGAAAUUGCAAAAGGAACCAUUCGCUUUCAACAUGAACAAAGGGAUAGGCUACAGACUCGUGGAAAGAUAUUUUCAUGAACAUGAGAAAUGUGGUCUCCAAGAAAUACCUUAUUUGUACGCAACGAAAACAUACAUCACUUGUCGAAAGAACUCUCCUUAUAAAGAAAUCUUUAAAAUAGGAUUGUUCAGGAUCCAAGAGCAUGGCCUGAGCGAUCGCGAAAACCGUCUGAUCUACGCUCGGAAGCCACCCUGCCAAGCGCGCGGAGGCAGCUUUGGUUCUGUCAACAUGGUGGAUUUCCACCCCGUUCUGUUGAUGUACCUUUAUGGCAUUUUAUUGGCGUUUUUCUUCUUCUUUGUAGAGAUACUGGCACAUAAGAAAUUGCAUCCACGUCAGAGUCAGCGACGCUAGUCCUUUGAUAUUUUGCAGUUUCUUCUUCUUGAGCAAAUAAAUAUAAUAAUCUUAGUAGAAUGUCAGUUAUGUGAGGCUUAUAUCAGUGUUCAUAAAGAUACCGCCAUAGGAAAUUGUAUUUAGCACACGUAUAAUAUGGCCACUUAAUUUUAAAAUAAAUUGAAGAAAAUUUA
Molecule: messenger RNA, 2061 nt
Organism: Ostrinia furnacalis (Asian corn borer)
Lineage: Eukaryota; Metazoa; Arthropoda; Insecta; Lepidoptera; Crambidae
Product: ionotropic receptor 75a
Exons: 11
Coding region: 8-1888 (626 amino acids)
Cellular component (GO): membrane
Molecular function (GO): ligand-gated monoatomic ion channel activity
Source: RefSeq, a predicted model, not a curated record